UGCCCAACCUCCUGUGGGCCUUAUUCCAUGGAAGUUGUAGAAUUUUGAGAUGAGUCUUGCCCCCCUCUCUCUUUGGUUUAAACCCUGCAGGGGAAUAUAGGAAAAACUUCUCCCUCUCCGCCACACACAUAAGCCCCAAACAUGAAGAAAAUGGCAACGACCUUCAUACUUCCAUGCAUUUUUCUCUUUUCUAUAUCAUCUUCUGGUUUCUCAUCAGCCAAAAUUACGCCUAGGUUCCCAUCCUCAAUUGUUAGGCCAGAGCAGCUCUCCGUUUCUUCCCAAACCGAGCUUUAUGAAGCCAAGUACUUCACCCAAUUACUGGAUCACUUCAAUUACCAGCCCCAGAGCUACCGGACCUUUCAGCAAAGGUAUUUGAUCAACGACAAGUAUUGGGGUGGUGCUGAUAAGCUAGCUCCAAUCUUCGUCUACACGGGUAACGAAGGAGAUAUCGAGUGGUUUGCGCAGAACACAGGCUUUAUGUUUGACACCGCUCCCCACUUCCAAGCCCUUCUGGUCUUCAUUGAGCAUAGGUUCUACGGGAAAUCGAUUCCCUUUGGUGGUGAUACAAAUGUAGCUUACAGCAAUGCAAGCACGCUCGGAUAUCUGAGUUCCACCCAGGCCCUGGCGGAUUAUGCCACUCUCAUCAUUGAUCUGAAGAAGAAUUUAUCUGCAACGAACUCUCCUGUAGUGGUGUUUGGAGGUUCCUAUGGAGGAAUGCUGGCAGCGUGGUUUAGGUUGAAGUACCCACAUGUUGCCAUUGGAGCACUCGCAUCUUCUGCUCCAAUCCUCAAUUUUGAGAAUAUUACUUCUCCCUAUACCUUCAACAACAUUAUUACCCAAGACUUCAGGAGCGAGAGUGAGAAUUGCUACAAGGUGAUUAAAGGAUCGUGGGAGCAGAUCGAGGAGACUGCGAUGAAAAAUGGAGGACUGGAGGUUCUCCGGAAGUCAUUCAGAAUAUGCAAGAACUAUAUUAGUGGCGGUGCUAUAGAGAAUUGGCUUUCUACUGCAUACGUCUACACGGCCAUGACGGAUUAUCCCACUCCUUCCAAUUUUCUAAGUCCCAUGCCAGCCUAUCCAGUCAAGCAGAUGUGCAAGGCGAUUGACGAUCCAGCCCAGGGGAAUGACACAUUUGCCAAGUUGUACGGUGCAGCCAACGUCUACUAUAACUACACUGGAACCGCCGCAUGUUUCGAUCUGGCCGAUGACUCUGACCCGCACGGCCUCGGCGAGUGGACUUGGCAGGCGUGCACAGAGAUGAUAAUGCCCGUAAAUGCAAACAAUGAGGAGAGCAUAUUUCCAGUUUCUACGUGGAACUACAGUAACCGAGCUGCUUUCUGCAAAUUUGCCUUUGACAUCGAGCCCAGGCCCAACUGGAUUACGACUGAGUUUGGUGGUCAUGACAUUAAGAGAGUUUUGAAACGGUUUGGAAGCAAUAUUAUCUUCUUCAAUGGCUUGAGAGAUCCUUGGAGUGGAGGAGGGGUGCUAGAGAGUAUUUCCAAGAGCAUAGUGGCUAUUGUUGCAAAAGACGGAGCUCACCACGUAGACCUAAGAUUUGCAACUAGUGAAGAUCCAGAAUGGCUUCAAGAUGUAAGGAAAAGAGAGGUGAAGAUCAUUACAAAGUGGUUCUCAGAAUACUACCAUGACUUAGCUCAUCACUUUUCCUAGAGUAUACCCUUGAACCAAUUCAAGGCCAGCUUAAGUUUUUAUUUUUCUUUUUUCCUUUUCUUCCCUCCAAAGCAAUCAUCUUAGUUAUUGAAGGUCACUUGGCUUAAGAUGAACAUGUCUAGGCCUUUCUCGCUUUUCAAAGUUCACUAUUUAGUGGUACCACCACCAAUAUUGUUUGAGCAUGAAUGCGCACGAGAUUUCAGACCUGGAAAUAAAUUUUUUCUUGUAUUAUUGCUGA
Molecule: messenger RNA, 1903 nt
Organism: Vitis vinifera (wine grape)
Lineage: Eukaryota; Viridiplantae; Streptophyta; Magnoliopsida; Vitales; Vitaceae
Exons: 10
Coding region: 142-1665 (507 amino acids)
Biological process (GO): proteolysis
Molecular function (GO): serine-type exopeptidase activity; dipeptidyl-peptidase activity
Source: RefSeq, a predicted model, not a curated record